AUGGGAAUUCUAUCAUAUGUUGGUAGUUUUUUUGAUACAGCUCCACCAAAUCAAAUGUUUUCGGAUCGCUAUGUACUUGUUACUGGAUGUGAUUCCAUUGUCGGUAAUUGGGUCGCAAGAGCUCUACACAAAAGGGGUUAUUAUGUAUUUGCUGGAUGUCUGACAGAAACAGCAUUCAAAGAAUUUCUCGCACACAAUUCUGCCCCAAAUUUCAGACCUUUUUUAUUUGAUAUCACAAAAGAUACAUCUAUUCAACAAUGUGCUAGAAUGGUCGCUCAUGAAACAAAAGAUAAAGGCUUAUUUGCAUUGGUUAAUAGCGCAGGUUGUAAUGAAGGAUUUGCAUUCGAGUUCACUUCUAAUGAUCAAAUCUUAAAAACCAUGGAUGUAAAUUUUAUGGGACCAACCAAAAUAAUUAAAGCUUUGUUGCCCAGUCUAAAACAAAAUAUUAGAUAUAACCUCAAAAAAGCACAAAAACACCAAGAUAUAUCACCAAGAAUUGUAAUGAUGACUUCUGUAUUGGGCAGAACAACCAUACCAUUCUAUGGUGCAUAUAGUGCAUCUAAACAUGCUUUAGAAGCUAUGCUUGAUACUGUUAGAGUUGAGUUAUUGCCAUGGAAAAUCCAUAUUUCGAUGAUUGAAUCAGUUCCUUUGACAAGCAGAUUAACUCAUCCUGAUCUUUUGGAAAUCUCUAAAAAAUUCUUUGCUUCUCCAGAAAUUACUCAACAAACUCUUACUCUUUAUGGCGAGGAUUAUAUUCAAAAGGCUAUUGAAUUUUGGCAAAAACUUCAUUCUAGUCAUGAUGAUCCUAACAAAGAGAUUGUAAGAACUGUUGUUGAAGCUAUUGAAAUUGGUUUUCCUAAAGAUCGUUAUGUUAUUGGAACUAUUGCCAAAGUACAAGUUUUCGUACAUAAUGUUUUACCUAGGUGGGUACUUGAUUUGGCUUGGGGUAGUUUGAUUAGAUUAGUUGGUGUUUGGCCAAAAGAAGUAAGAGAAUUGGAAGAUGUUCAUAAUGACAGUAGUCAAUUAUGGACAGACAAAGUUUUAUCAGAAAUUCCAUUAUUCCUUGCCAAAUACAGAAAUCAAAGUAUUUUUAAAGACUUUGAUGAAUUAAAUAUUAAAGCAAAAUAUGAUGAUGAUGGUGUUGAUGUUAUAACUUUUGAAAAAAGAAUUCAAGACAAACAUAUUAUUGAUGGUAUUUAUUUAUCAAAAUAUCAAGGAGAUAAACCUAAACCUUCAUCUGAUGCAAUGAUCAUUGAGAGUUAUAGAAUCAGAUCUUCAUUUGGUAUGAGUUUUUGGAGUAUAAACUUGUAUGAUAUGUUGCCUGUUGCCUAUAUAAUGUUGUUAAAGAAGACAUUUAACAAUAUUGGUUGCUAUGUGAUGAAAGUCGAAAUGUGUGACGAAAGUGACGAAAUUACUAGCUUAAAAACAGAGAAUAAAUACGACAAUAAUAUUUGGUUGGGAAGUGAUCGAAGCGCUUGGUCAGUUUCUUAUCAUGGUACCGAGAAAGUAAAUGUCAAUCCAAUCGCUAAAGAUGGUUAUUUAUUAAAUAAGGGGGAAAGAUUUUUGUAUGGAGAGGGGAUUUAUUCUUCACCUGAAAUUAGUGUUGCUGAAGCUUACGCGACGAUUUUUAAUCAUAAUGGUGAAAAGUACAAAUGUAUGAUUCAGAAUAGAGUUAAUCCCACAAAUCUGAUAAUAAUUCCCAGAAGCGUAACCUUGGUUGGUGACUAUUGGAUUACGAGCGAAGAAAAUAUAAGACCUUAUGCAAUUUGUACUAAAAAAGUGUAA
Molecule: messenger RNA, 1785 nt
Organism: Entrophospora sp. SA101
Lineage: Eukaryota; Fungi; Glomeromycota; Glomeromycetes; Entrophosporales; Entrophosporaceae
Source: the annotation of a GenBank genome assembly